AUGCCGUGCGUCCAGACCCAGUGCGGCUCCUCUCCAGCAGGAGCCAGCCCGGCCUCUCAGAGCGCCAGCGGAGAGCGCAGCUGCGAUUUCCUCACCCCGGAGUUUGUCAAGUUCAGCAUGGAUCUAACGAACAGCGAAGUCUCUGCAGCAGCUUCGGGUCAGAGCUUUAGUCCUCUUGGUGACACUUUCAGCUCCGGCUACGACGUGAAGCCCCCGUGUCUCUUCCAGAUGCCGGUGCAGGGGGAGCUUCCGUGCGUAAAGGUGGAGGAUGCGCACGGCUGUCCCCGGUAUCAGCCGAACCCGCACCCGUCAGAGGAGCUGAUCACCUCGCCUGCUUCUGUGUACUACUACCGCUCUCCAUCACCGCACAACAUCACGGCCAACUUCCAGACUCCCCCCGGACAUUUAUGGGAGGACUCCGGCUCUCUCUACACUCUUCGACAAGAGUAUUUGGCUGCAGCGCACAGAAAAAACACACUCUCCAGAUUUUCUCUCUUUUCUCUCAAACACGCGCCGCACGGCAGCCACCACAUGAAAUUUGACGGAUCCCUCCACGUGUCCAUGAGCCUGGACUCCGCCGGGGCGCACCAGCAGCUGGACAGCUCCGGGGUUUUGGGGAAGCAGCACGGAGUGGGUUUUCCUCACCCUCUCCAGCUCUCACACGGCCACCACUUCAUGGACUACCACCACACCUCCUCUGCUCCCGGCCGAGGAGCGCUCAGCACGGAGGGGCUGUGCGCGGUGUGCGGGGAUAACGCAGCGUGCCAACACUACGGAGUGCGCACAUGUGAGGGCUGCAAAGGUUUCUUUAAGGUAUGAGUUCAGAGCUGCGCUGUUAAAAAGCUGCAGGAAAUAAAAACGGGCAACAGCUGCAAUAUUCACAGGCAACAGUUCAUCCUAAAAUUAAUACAUGUUUCAGGGAUGAAGUGCAUGAUUUUACCAGAAUACCAGAAGGGAAAGUCAAAGAAACCCUGCAGUCUAAUAAAAGCGUAAUUGCAGUAAUAAUGGCUCAUCUCAGAUCUCCUCCGGGACCUCUAAACUGGUCAUUCUUCUUCUCAAACACGUUCCCAUCUCUUGACACUUGAGCGUUUUAGGGCCAAAUGUCCUGUAUGAAAAUGAGCACCGACGUGCCCGGAAUCAGAAACCCUCCCCUUCUUCUCUCUGGAGGAGAUUCCCGGGGGGCGAGUCUCCAAAUUAUGAAUGACCACGACCCUGUAUUUACCCAGACUGCCCUGUCCGCUCAGCUGAAUGCUUCAGGCUGCCUCAGAUGGCCCACAGGAGCAGAAGUGCUGCUGGUCAUUUUCAGAGGAUCAUUUCAGGCUUUUAAGUGAAAAUAAAAAAGAUUCUUUAUGUUAAACGAUCCCAGAGAGUCUCAGAAAGGUUUCCAAUGCCACCAACUCAAAAAAACAAGGAGAAGCCAAAUCUGUCACCAUAAAGUGAACCUUUUGGAACAGCCGUGCGUGUAAUUGGUUGUCAGGAGACUAAUAUUGAGCUUAAAUGCUCUUUAAAGACCCCACUGACUAAAAUGCUGCAGAGGAACCUGUCAAAGAGGACUGAUGCCGAUGGUUCAGAGUGUUUUUAGGAUUUUAAUGUCGUUGUUUUAAUUCAUUUUGCACAAGAAAGAAUUGGAGAAACAGAAACACACAAUCUUCAGCUUAACCAAUACUCCUUUAAGAAAAACGGGAGAUUUUUGUCUCUAAAUUCAGGCUGAUUUCACUCCGAGUGAGCCUCAACGAUCAUCAUUUCAUGUUUUCUGCCACCUUCAUCUCUGUGUUUCUCUCUCUCUCCGCCAGCGAACGGUACAAAAAAACGCCAAGUACGUGUGCCUGGCCGCCAAAAGCUGCCCUGUGGACAAACGCAGGAGGAACCGGUGUCAGUACUGUCGCUUCCAGAAGUGCCUGGCAGUGGGAAUGGUCAAAGAAGGUAAAGCCUUCAAACAUGUCCGGUAUCUGAGGUGAGGUGAGAUGUCUGUUUUUGUAAAUAAUUUCACAGCAUUGAGACUCUUUCUGAGUGAAACAUGCAGAGAGUGUUCAGAGGAGGAUAAAUCAAGCGGAGGAUGAACCUGUGGUCUUCCUCCUUUGAGAGCACUAACAGGAAAGAUUGUGAGGCUCUCAGUCUGAGAAGUGUCCGGCUCCUCCGCAGUGGUGAGGACAGACAGCCUGAAAGGUCGCCGGGGUCGCCUGCCGUCCAAACCCAAAGCCCUCCCAGACUCCUCUGCUCCUGUCAGCUCCCUCCUGAGCGCCCUCAUCAGGGCACACGUGGAAUCAAACCCUCCGCCGUCUCUCCUCGACUACUUCAAAGUAGGUGUAGAUGUUGGUUCAUCUCUCAUUGUCGUGGAGAGGCGUGCUGGUACCGAAUCUAAACAGUGACCUUUCUAAAGUUCAAGGAGAGUCCGGCAAGUCCUCCGGAGGACGACGCUCAGCACGUGAGGCAGUUUUACGACCUCCUGACCAGAUCCAUGGAGGUGAUCCGGGGCUGGGCGCAGAAGAUCCCGGGUUUCACCUCGCUCCCCAAACACGACCAAGACCUCCUCUUCUACUCGGCCUUCCUGGAGCUCUUCGUUUUAAGGCUGUCCUACAGGUAAACAAGGGGAACAACUGUUCUUGUGGUGGUGCGAGAGUGGACUUGUUCUUCUUUGGCACAAAGCAAAGAUGGUGACACCGGGUCAGGGCAGAAGACCUCAGAUCGCUUUCUCUGCUUCAUUCUCUGUUAAAAAAAAAACUGAAAUUCUGUUUCAGAUCCAAACCAGAGGAGGGGAAGCUGAUCUUCUGCGACGGCUCGGUGUGGCACCGGCUCCAGUGUCUGCGGGGCUUUGGGGAGUGGAUCGACAGCAUCGUUGAAUUCUCUGCUGGUCUGCAGAGGAUGAACCUGGACGUGUCCACCUUCUCCUGCAUUUGCACGCUCGCCCUGAUCACAGGUGAGACGCUCUCACACAGAAAACCAUCCCAUCUCAGCGAUAACACUCAGUUAGACCAAACAGACUGGCCCAGUAAAACCCAAACUGUCAUUCAAACUUAAAGCUCCUGUGAGCGACUCUCAGGUUUCCUUGAUUUUGGCGCCCCCUGUUGACAGAGUGGGACUUUAAUGCUUUGAUGAACUUAAACUUGACAAAAGUAAUUUCAAACGUCAGACCUGCUGCUCACAGUAAACGUGUCGUAGUAAAUAUAUCUGUAUAAUCGACAAAGAUAAGCGUCCCUCUGAUCAGAGCGUUCAUUAAAUCCUGUCUGUAAAUGUCAUGAGAUUAACAUGUGUGUGUUCUGAUGCACCUGUGUCUAUGGUGGGACUGACGGGCCCUCAGAGCGUCACGGGCUGAAGGAGCCCAAGAAGGUGGAGGAGCUGCAGAACAACAUCAUCCGCUGCCUGAAGGAGGGAGACGGCGGCUCGGACUGCUGGUCCAGCACUCUGAGCAGACUUCUGGAAAAACUGCGUGAACUGCGCACUCUGUGCAUCCAGGGCCUGCAGAGGAUUUUCUACCUGAAGCUGGAGGAUCUGGUGGCGCCGCCUGCAAUAAUAGAUAAGUUAUUCCUGGACACGCUGCCGUUUUAG
Xyrichtys novacula (pearly razorfish) is the source of this 3546-nucleotide messenger RNA. Lineage: Eukaryota; Metazoa; Chordata; Actinopteri; Labriformes; Labridae. The record is from the annotation of a GenBank genome assembly.